CUCGACAGCUGUGCUACAGCACAGAGCAAUAACCCGCUUACCUUUGCCAUGCAGGUAUUCACGCUCGCUAUCUCGCGCGUGCUGUUGCCUGCCUUAUCGUUCGCCACCACCGAGACUGCGUCGACAUGCCGGUCCCAAGGAAAUGGCUGGAAAACUCAAGCCUUCUACCGAACAACGCCCCUUACCCAACCGGUAGCCAGUACCUCAACCGACCAGAUGGCGCUAACCCUGGAACACUCGGUCCUCACUUCACCGUGGGAGGCCGCAUCGCCUGGAACAUCAACCUGUUCGUCGCCUACAAGAGAGCUGCGAUCAACCGCGGCGCUUCGUGGGCUCGACAGCUGUGCUACAGCACAGAGCAAUAACCCGCUUACCUUUGCCAUGCAGGUAUUCACGCUCGCUAUCUCGCGCGUGCUGUUGCCUGCCUUAUCGUUCGCCACCACCGAGACUGCGUCGACAUGCCGGUCCCAAGGAAAUGGCUGGAAAACUCAAGCCUUCUACCGAACAACGCCCCUUACCCAACCGGUAGCCAGUACCUCAACCGACCAGAUGGCGCUAACCCUGGAACACUCGGUCCUCACUUCACCGUGGGAGGCCGCAUCGCCUGGAACAUCAACCUGUUCGUCGCCUACAAGAGAGCUGCGAUCAACCGCGGCGCUUCGUGGGCUCGACAGCUGUGCUACAGCACAGAGCAAUAACCCGCUUACCUUUGCCAUGCAGGUAUUCACGCUCGCUAUCUCGCGCGUGCUGUUGCCUGCCUUAUCGUUCGCCACCACCGAGACUGCGUCGACAUGCCGGUCCCAAGGAAAUGGCUGGAAAACUCAAGCCUUCUACCGAACAACGCCCCUUACCCAACCGGUAGCCAGUACCUCAACCGACCAGAUGGCGCUAACCCUGGAACACUCGGUCCUCACUUCACCGUGGGAGGCCGCAUCGCCUGGAACAUCAACCUGUUCGUCGCCUACAAGAGAGCUGCGAUCAACCGCGGCGCUUCGUGGGCUCGACAGCUGUGCUACAGCACAGAGCAAUAACCCGCUUACCUUUGCCAUGCAGGUUAGUAAACCAUACGCUCUGUUCUCAAAGAAAUCAAGCAACUACUUUUUGCUACAGCUGCCGAGCCCACGGUGCUGCUUUUUAAUUGUUGUUGAGUGUACUGACGUCAUUCGUUCCCUGCUCAUGCAAUCGGGCGACGUUGAGUCAAAUCCGGGUCCUAACACAACCGCUAUACUCGACGAAUUGCAUAAAAUAUCAGCUGGUCAGUCCAAACUAAUUUCUGAAGUAAGUAACCUGAAAGAUCAACUUCUAACCACAAAUCAAACUAUCGCCCAGUUGAGCCAGCGGAUGAAUGAUGUUGAAAAACAUUGUCAGAGCCUUACUUUGCUUCGCACAGAAAUAGACAACAUAAAGUCCAACACUGCCCAGACAGCUCGACAAGUAUUCGAACUCGAGGCACGUCUUGACGAUGCCGAAAAUCGAUCCCGGCGAAACAACUUGGUAUUUUAUGGCCUGCCCGAGCCUAGUAAUUCAGAAAGUUACGCCCAAACCGAAGAAUUGGUCAUACAGCACUGUCGUGAGCACCUUGGCCUUACAAUAAAUCCAAAAGAAAUUGAAAGAGUUCAUCGCCUAGGCCGUCACCCUAUUGAGCGCGGCCGCCCUAUUAUCGUUAAGUUUAGCUUCUACAAAAUGAAAGAAGCUGUUCUUUCUAAUGCUCGAAAAUUAAAAGGAACUAAUUACAGUAUCGCACAGGACUUCUCCCGCUCUGUCAGAAACGCUCGUAAGCAUUUGGUUGCUUUUGCCAAAACUAAAUCUGCUCGUUUCCAACUGUCUUACAAGACACUUUCUAUUGGCUCAAAGAAAUAUAUUUAUGACGAAGUCUCGCAAACUGUCAAAGAAUUCAAAUAGCAAUCAACGGGCUGUAAAAGAAAGCAAUCGCAUCAUAGCAAAGUUCCUCGGGCUAACCUUACAUUGUCUGUAAUCUUCACUAAUAUUCGCAGCUUCUUGCCGAAGCGUCAGCUUGUUUCAAAUGUUGUCUUAUCGUCUACCAGCAAUGUGCUCAUAUUAACUGAAACGUGGCUACAUAGCAACAUCAGUGACGAUGAAGUUCUAGCCGACCUGCCUAACUUCUGUAUUUAUCGCAAAGAUCGCAAAGAUGGACGUGGGGGUGGGGUCCUUGUGGCAGUGAAUCAGCAACUAUCAUCUUCAGUAUUCCACGUCGAUUCGG
Molecule: messenger RNA, 2221 nt
Organism: Rhipicephalus sanguineus (brown dog tick)
Lineage: Eukaryota; Metazoa; Arthropoda; Arachnida; Ixodida; Ixodidae
Exons: 1
Coding region: 49-1902 (617 amino acids)
Biological process (GO): retrotransposition
Cellular component (GO): ribonucleoprotein complex
Molecular function (GO): single-stranded RNA binding
Source: RefSeq, a predicted model, not a curated record